Cucurbita pepo subsp. pepo (vegetable marrow) is the source of this 1915-nucleotide messenger RNA. Its product is annotated as putative galacturonosyltransferase-like 7. NCBI's taxonomy places the organism in Eukaryota, Viridiplantae, Streptophyta, Magnoliopsida, Cucurbitales, Cucurbitaceae. The record is from RefSeq and is a predicted model, not a curated record. Gene Ontology annotation, molecular function: glycosyltransferase activity. Gene Ontology annotation, cellular component: Golgi apparatus.
AUUUUCUGGUUGUGCUUUUCUAUGGUGGAAAUCCAAAAGCUGAAAAUAAAAAAGAAAUUAAAAAAAAAAAAGAAAAAAAAAAAAGUCCUCUCUUUCUAUCUUUCUCUCUCCUCCGCUUUCUGUUGUACAGCUGCGAGUUGUCUGUGGCUCUGGUUUUGUGUUUCGCCUUCUCCUCUUCCCGGGAAUCGAUACCAAUCUGAAAAAUCGAGGAGGAGGAGGACGAAGAACAGAGCAUUUUACGGCACCGAGAGGGAGGGGAUUUUUCUACAUUCUGUUCACCGGCGAACUUCCACCGGUGAGUUUUCUUCUUUGCCUUUGUUGUUUUGUUUACUUCCAUGUCCACUGAAUGUUGCUGCGGCUAUUUCUUCUCUGAGGCCGGUUUGUAUCCACGGCAUCCUCCUCUCUACUUUGGUUCACUCAUGCACUGGCUUAAAAUUCGAUUCCAUUUCUCUGUUUGAUGUUCAAGAAGAUCGAUUCGUCGAUUCUGUUUUCGUUUCCAACUCUGGCUGAUUCUAGAAGAGAAACCCUAGGUUUUGUCCGUUUUUCGAUUUCGCCUAAUCUGGAUAAUAAUCCGUUUGAUUUUAAGUCGAGGAGGAAGGGGAAAAGAGCGAUUCGAGGAGUGAAGAUGUUGUGGAUUAUGAGAUUCUCCGGAUUCUUCUCUGCCGCUAUGUUGAUGGUUAUUCUCUCUCCAUCUCUUCAAUCAUUUCCUCCGGCGGAAGCCAUUCGAUCCUCUCAUCUUGACUUUCAUCUCCGGCAGUCGGUUCCACUUUCGCUCUCCGAUUCGCACACUCGGUUUCUGUUCCGUAGGUCGCCGUCGUAUCGUAAUGCGGAGCAAUGCAGUUCGAGCGACUCGAAGUUUUCUGGUAGAUUUGGUGUUUGCGAUCCGAGUUUGGUUCAUGUUGCGAUUACGCUUGAUGUUGAGUAUCUCCGCGGCUCAAUCGCCGCUGUGAAUUCGAUUCUGCAGCAUUCGCUCUGUCCGGAGAGCGUGUUCUUCCAUUUCCUUGUUUCUGAGACUAAUCUGGAAGCUGUUGUUAGAUCCGCUUUCCCUCAGUUGAAAUUUAAGGUCUAUUAUUUCAAUCCAGCGAUUGUUCAGAAUCUGAUUUCGACGUCGGUGAGGCAAGCGCUUGAGCAGCCGCUUAAUUACGCGAGAAACUACUUGGCAGAGCUUUUGGAGCCCUGUGUUCGGAGAGUGAUUUAUUUGGACUCCGAUCUCGUCGUUGUUGACGAUAUCUCGAAGCUUUGGAGAACUAAUUUAGGUUCCAGAACCAUCGGAGCUCCGGAAUACUGUCACGCAAACUUCUCAAAGUACUUCACCUCUCGGUUUUGGUUGGAUAAGCGGUUUUCCGGCACGUUUCUUGGCCGAAAACCUUGUUACUUCAACACCGGCGUGAUGGUUAUAGAUCUGGUUAAGUGGCGGCGGGCUAGCUACACGAAGAGGAUAGAACGAUGGAUGGAGAUUCAGAAAAACGAUCGGAUCUACGAACUCGGAUCUCUCCCACCGUUUCUUUUGGUCUUCGCCGGUGAUGUAGCGCCUAUUGAACACCGGUGGAACCAGCACGGCCUCGGCGGCGACAAUGUGAAAGGAAGUUGCAGGAAUCUCCACGCCGGUCCAGUAAGCCUUCUUCACUGGUCUGGUAGUGGAAAGCCAUGGAUGAGACUGGACUCAAAGAAUCCCUGCCCUCUUGAUUCACUUUGGGCUCCAUAUGACUUGUACGGCCACUCCCACUGAACCACCACCGACCACCUACAGCCGUCGUCGGUAAGUGCUCAAAACACUAAAAAUCCCUCCCUGAUCAUUCCCCUUCUUCAACCUCUUCCCCAAGGAGGACUGUUUUGUCUCCUAAUUUAGUCCUCCAAAAUUCCCCCAUUCUUUUCCUUCUCCAUUAAUUCAUAUUUUCUUCUCCCUUUUUCUUUA